CUGCGCGCGCCUUGCAUUGUGUACGCCGCAACGGCAGCCAGGCCGAGGAGUGGCGGCGAGUGGGGCGCGCGCGCUGGCUCCUGGCUCGGGGCGCCCGGCGGCGGGCGAGGAGGAGCGCGCGCUCGCGGAGCCCCCUGCCUGCUGCAGGCACAACGCUGGCUCCGCUACAGGCAAGUCAGAGGCGGCGGCGGCGGAGGAGGAAGAGGAGGCGGAGGAGGGAGCCCAGCCGGCGCCAUGGAGGAGCUGAGCAGCGUGGGAGAGCAGGUCUUCGCCGCCGAGUGCAUCCUCAGCAAGCGGCUCCGCAAGGGCAAGCUGGAGUAUUUGGUGAAGUGGCGCGGCUGGUCUUCCAAGCACAACAGCUGGGAACCUGAAGAGAACAUUCUUGACCCCAGACUUCUGUUGGCCUUUCAGAAGAAAGAACACGAGAAAGAAGUCCAAAAUCAGAAAAGGGGCAAGAGACCUAGAGGCAGGCCCAGGAAAAACGUUGAACCUGAGCUGGCACCAAAGAGCAAAUCCAGUAGCUCUUCUUCAUCAACCUCCUCCUCAUCUUCCUCUUCUGAGGAAGAGGAUGAGAGUGACAUUGACACAAAGAGAGGUCAACGGAGCAGAGAGAGCCACCCUGUGCCACAGAAGAAAGCUCAAAUUCUGGUUGCCAAGCCUGAUAACAAAGAUGCUGUUAGGAAAAAGCGUGGGCGGAAGCCGAUGCCUCCGGAACAGAAGGCAGCAAAGAAGACCAUCAACCUAACAAAAGUGCUGAAAACUAAUCGGAAAGACAUGGGGGGAGGAGGACCCAAGUUGAUGGGCAAGAUGCAACCACAACACAAUGCUCAGAGUUCUGGCAUUGCCAUACUUAAAUCCCACAUGAAGGAAGCGCAAGGUGCAUUUGGUGGCUUUUGUUCUGGAGCAUCUUCUACUGACAACCUGGCUAAUAUUGUGAAAGGUAACUCGCCUGGAAGCCCAAACUGUGGCAUCAGUUGGCAGAGCUCCAUCGUACAUUACAUGAGCAGGAUGUCACAAAAUCAGAACUCAGCAGAUACUUCAGCUGUGGGAAGGCUGACACUCAAGUCAGCCAUGUCUUGCAAGAGUGGGUUAGGACUGGAUUUAAAACCGAAAAACCAGAAAAGUGCCGGGGAUUUGGAGCUGACUUUACAAGGGUCCAAAGUGGCUAAGAGACCGAGCGGCAACGCAUUGGGGGAACAGAAAACAGGGUUUGGUGCUGGUGCUCAGAAUUUGCACAAUGGUAACAAGGUUCCUGCCAGUUCUCCCAGCAGCCAACUAGCUUCCAACCAAGAGCUCAAUCUCCAAGCUUUAAAUCUACAAAGUGUGAAAAAUGGACCAACCUCCAUUGGAGGGAGCAUCCUUCCCCGACAUGCUUGUGGGACGGUGGCCAAAAGUGCUGGCAACACUGCAGCCAUGAGCACAGGUGUGCCCAAAGGCAGUGGGCCAGCCAUUGGACCAAACACUGCAAAUUCAGAUACAGACGCUCACAAAAGUGAGAAGCCAACACAAAGAAUAGCGACUGGCGAGAAAGAUUUGACAACGAAAAGCAGCACCUCGAGUACACAGGAGGGAUGUACCACAGCAGAAAAUCACAAAACAUCAGCUCUGUCAGAAAUGAGCACCGGAGAAGAGGAGACUAGCUCUGAUUCAGACCGAGACUCUGCCGCUUUCCCUGGAGCAGGCCAGAAUAUGUCUGUCUCCAUCCAAACUAGCCAGGAUUGGAAGCCCACUCGCAGUCUCAUUGAACAUGUCUUUGUCACAGAUGUGACUGCUAACCUGAUCACUGUGACAGUUAAGGAAUCCCCAACUAGCGUUGGCUUCUUUAAUCUUAGGCAUUACUGAAACGUAUGGCAAGGGUCACAUCUUGUCCCUUUCCACCUUUCUCACUGACUCUGACUGUUGCAUUGGAUGCCAGAAAGGGAGAUCUGACUUGGCUGUUCUCACCCUAUAAUAAGCUGUGUUCUAGUAAGUGGUGAACCUACACUGAGAGAGUAUAUAGUUGUUGACUGUGAGAUCUUGUGGCUUCUGCUAGUCUACUCUAUAGAAACACCUUGAAGACUAUAGAGAGUUCUUCCUGUUCUGCCAAAGAGAGAGAGAGGCAGGGUUGAAGAUUCUCAAAAAUGUUGGCUUUAGUUAAAAUCAGUCAGUAUAGGAGAGACUGAGAGACGGUUACUCACCCAGGUAUUGCUGAACUUGGAUUUCUUAGCUUUAUGGUUUGAAAUGGCAGAAAACUGAGUAUCCAGUUGCCUGGUAAGUUUGCAGGGAAGGAUUCUAAAAACAAACUUCUACUAUUAUUUUGUGUUAUCCAAGGAAAUGUAUUCUUCCACCAAAUAAUCAAUAUCUGAAUCUUUUGAGCUUGGGACAGUGAAACCCAGUCAAAACUUGAAUAUUAGUUUUAAUAUUUAGAUUACUACAAAAGGGUUGUGUGAAAUGGGAAUAUUGUUUACAUUUCCUUAAGUUUGCCUUUGCAAGCUAAAUGGGGUUGAUACAGAAGAGGAUAUUGCCUUCAGAGCUUUGGGGGGCUGGGCCUAGAAACUGUAGGUGCUACUGGCUACAUGGCCAAGCUGCCUGUUUGCUAUUUCUCUUGGCUCAGAGUGGUAGCAUCAGGACUAUCUAUUAACAUUUGUGCUAGAAAUUGUUUGAAAAACAAAGCCUUUAAGUGGUCCCAGAAACAUUUCCAUCAAAACUAAGCAACCUUUUUCACCUGCCAGGUGCCGGUAUACAUGCUCUCCCUUCAUCCCUAUUAUCACCUAUGUGGAAACUUCUAAUAGAAAGUACUUCUGCUUAACAUCAUCACAUACACAGGGCAACUACAGCCCGUGGCACCUUCCCAGGAUGAGUACAGACAGCCAAACACCUCACAAGCAUGGUGAUGGCUUAUAUAUAGGCUACGUUUCGUAUCGUACACAGAACUAGUAUCCAUGUUGAAAUGUUGGAAGUGAAGUGGUCCUUAGGUUUUGGUACAGAGGCUAUUGAGACAUGUUCUCUCAGUACAGUGAGGAACUUCUGUAACUGCUGGAUCUGUAAUAAAAGAUGGUAACUGAAUCUUGGGAGCAGAUGUAAGUGAGGUAAGGAAAUGCUGUCCAAACGGAGUGGAAGGCUUUCAUUAUGUAGAGAACAGAGCCGCUAUCAUGCUGUCUCUGCCACACACUCUUGCAACUUAACCGUGAAACAUUCCAUACUGAUAUUCUGAGAAAUUUGUUUUUUUUUCUCUUUUGAAGUGUGCAACUGUAUAUAGGUAUUGUAUGCCUUGGUCUUAUGUGGGUUUUUUUAAUGCAACAUGAGCCUUACUUUCUUGGCGGGGCAUAAGACAAGAAAGAAGCUAGGUUGGAGGGUAAUCCAGCACCAAAGUCCAUGUUGGGCCUAGGUUUUCCUGAAGUCACAUUGUGACUCAAGUUUGGCUUUGUAUUAUUUUUUCCAUGACAGAUGGCUUAUUGAGGCCAACAUUAUCUUCCAGGUUUGGAGUAGCUCUGAGCAGCAGCUCUGUUUUAUCAUUCCAUCUUGCAGAUGGCUUGUUUAUUUACAUUGGUACAUGACACUAAAUUAGAAACUGCAGCAUUGCUUGGAAACAAGGAGUACCUGGAGUAUUCAUAGGCAAAGGCCUCCAAACCUGAAUAGGGAUACAUUGCCAAGUUUCAGAAUAGCUGUUUGUCUUUGCAAUCUAGAGUGUAUUGUCCUGGAGUGUCUUCUACAAACACUUGAUUGCCAAGAGCUGUUGUUUGUUGGAUCUGUCUGUCCUGAAUAGUUUUAAUGCAUGUUGAGCUACCCAAAGAGUGUGUGGCUUGCUAACUUUUGCACCAUUCUCUUUGGAUCCUUGCUUGAAAUCCAGUGACUGAGCCUGUUGGUUUCCUGUUGUCAUUUUAUAUAUCCUUUGGAGUUCAUGGGGUGAUAGCAUCAACAAACAUGAGAAGAAGGGAGGUUGCAAACCAUGGAUAAGAUAUUGCUUCCAUUUAUAUUAAGAAUUUUUGCUACUUAAAUACUCACCUCAGCCUGUGAUCCUGAAUUUGCUUACAUUGAAGUAAUCUGCUUCAAAGUGGUUGUGUUUACAGUUGGGGUGCAAGUUUCUAGUAAUGUAUUGAGCAUCUAAGAACAGUUUGGGUAAAAAUUCUGGUGGAGGCUCUUUUGUGCAAGGCUGCGGAGCAGGGUUAGGGAAGCAGACUAUAAUGUUGGUUCCCCUGUUUGCAAGACCCGAAAAGAUGGGUCAGCAAGACCCGAAAAGAUGGCCAGCGUCUUUUCACAAGGAAAGAAGAGAACUGGUUACCACAACUCACCCAGGAAAUCACUGCUUAGCAUACUGCAGUGACACCCCUCCUUUUGGCAGCAUGACAACUAUAGAUAUCAAGAAACCUUGACUAGGCUCAGCAAACAGCUCUUUUGCUAGUAUAUUAGAAGGUGUUCUCAUGGGCUCUGUAGAUGUGACAGUUAUGUUCUCUUCUUAAAGGCAUCCUUGUAAAUAGACUUAAGUGAAACAACAUUUAAUUCUGAAUGCAUGUAUACUUUACAGGGAUCUGUAUUCCCCUCCUGUUCUUUGUUCUGCUGUCCAGUGUCCAUGUUUUGUCUCUACUCCGCCGCCCCCCCUUUUAGUUCUAGCUACACUCCUGCCCUGUGGGGUAGAAUGUCUACAUCAGGAGACAUGAAUUUCUGUUGCAAAGUUUACAUGAGAUAAUGAGCCCUUCGGGGGAGGGCGGUUUAUAAAUAUAAUAAAUAAUAAUAAUAAUAAUAAACUCUGGGGCCUUGUGGUCUAGUUUUUGUUUUAAGCGAAAUAUCAAUCUAUCCUCCCUCUCUCUCUCUCUCUCUCUCUCUCUCUCUCUCUCUCUCUCUCUCUCUCUCUCUCUCUCUCUCUCUCUUUGGGUGCCAAAAAUGCAAAAUUAUGUUGAUGCUUCUUUCUGCCGGUUAGUUUUAAGCUCAGACAGUUCUCCAUUUGGGAUACUGGGCACUGUUCUGAAAAGCUCUUGGCAAAGUCUGGCCCAGUUUAGGCUUGAAGUUCAAGACACAGUAAGAAUGGUAUUUUUAAAAAAAAUUGGCAAGUUUUACUUUUGUAGUAAAAAGAGGAACUUUGAUGGCUGCCAUCUGUCUUUGUGGUCUGUCAGAUAUUUAUUACGUAUUUUGCUUUUAUGAAUCUAAAUCCCUUUUAACUCUUCCUCGUGCCUUUUGGAAACAGUGUGUUUGCCGGCAACAGUUUCAUGUUUUUAUUACAACUGAAUGAGUGUUAAAGGUCCUUAUGACGAGACCGGGUUUUGAAGCAGAGUAAGAGGAAAGACUUCAUAAUAUGCUAGUGCUUACGCUAAAUUGGCCUGUUUGGCUAAUAGAGCUGACAGCUGUCUGUUAGAGACAUGCGACCCUCCUGCUUUGUUGAGGCCAGCGUCUUUUCACAAGGAAAGAAGGCCUUGUUCUGCUGGACUGGCUUCUAAUGAAUUAAAGGGAUUUGUUGUUGGUUAGAGGUAAGAGGUCCAUUCAUACAGCUGAGAAUGCAAGAGUGGGCACUAGCUUUCCCUCUACCCAGAAACCCCACUGUCAUCAAUAAAAUCUCUUGGGCCCUAACUUUAUUUUGUGCGUGUUUGUUAUAAUGAGCUCUGCAGUAUUUCAGUAAUAAUAUAUUUCACUCUGGCCCUGGUACAUUCUUUAUUUCUGACCUACCAGGCCCCCAUGUAUUUGUUAAAUUUCUAAAUGCAUUUUUUUCCACCUGUAAUUUUAAUGUAUAGCAGCUUCCCAUUGUUCCAGAGACCUCUGCACAAGUCGCUUGGGAUUCUCAACUGUGCUCUUUGGUGAAAGCCAUUAGAAAUAGGCUUCUUUAUAUUUCCCUGUUCUCUUGGAAAACUGAGGUCUGUUGCUCUUUCCCUAGAAGUUCUAAUCCUGUGCCUUUCUGUUUAACCAGCCAUUUCUAUUCCAAAGCCUAUCUCUUGAAAAUACCUUACUUAACCAGUAAGAUGAACCACUUUCUGACGACUACAUUGACAUUGGUGCUUGUUACUUGGUGUACAAAACUGAGUGAAAGAUUAAAAAAUAAAAAUUGAAGCUAUCAUUUCAUAGCCUAACUGUGCAUUUGAAUUCACAGUUGAAAUUUUAAAAUCUGUCCUUGGCAGAUGGUUCAUAUAAAUGCUAACUAUAUCUACCAAUUAUUAAAAAGUAGUAUUCAAAGCCUACCUUUAUAUAUAUAUAUUUCUUCAGUUUGCUGCUAUGUGUCUGAGGGUUUUAGUUGUGUGGCAAACAAUUGUCUAAAGUUCUGUUGCUACUCUGCUCUAUUUUUGAAGAGGUUUUUUUUGCGGGGUUGUUUUGUAACUAUAUAGUGCUGCCGUAUUUGUAUAUCAAAUGGAUAUUUUUUUUUGUCUUGGAAUAAUGUAGUGGCUCUUUUACACUGACUGGAAGAAAUGCUAAAGAUAGCCCACUUCUGUAGAAUUGUACAAUAUGUACAAUAUAAAAAAACCCACAAACCUGAUUUACUUUAUAUUGUGUUUUGUUCUGAUCCUCUGAAUUCCAUGCACUCACUUCUGAGCAAGAGAAAUAGCUUUCACAAGAAGGAAACUUGUGCAAAUUAGUUCAGUGCUUCUUGUAAUAUGUGUCAAUCACUGUGUGUUUAAUUUUUAAAAAGCCAAAUAGUUCCUGUAUGACAUUUUCUAAUUGCUUUAACUAGAGCUGUUUCUUUGCUUUUAUGCUAAGAGAACAAAAGUUGGAGAUGUUAUUACCAUGGGAAAGCUUAGGUUCUUUGUUAGAGUGGGACAGCCUUUCCAGCCAGAAUAUUAAAUAAGGCUGAAAGCAAUGUCUGCCCAUUGAUCUCACUGUGGGUUCACUGCUGCGUUUGGGGUUUGUUUGUUUGACCCUGGCUGCCUGGCUGGCUUGCUUCUCUUAUAUGAUGUCUGCCUUCUAGUGUUUCUCGGCCGUUAACACUAGUUUAAACUUCAGCUGUUUAAUUUAUUUUGCAGGUUUAAAAAGGAAAAAAAAUCUCUUAGAUGGUAUGCUGGACAAUUUUUGUAUAACUUUUAAUUCAUGGUUUUAGUAUUCAAUAAAUAUUUUUUUAAAUUUUCA
Molecule: messenger RNA, 7023 nt
Organism: Sphaerodactylus townsendi
Lineage: Eukaryota; Metazoa; Chordata; Lepidosauria; Squamata; Sphaerodactylidae
Gene: CBX2
Product: chromobox 2
Exons: 5
Coding region: 235-1842 (535 amino acids)
Biological process (GO): negative regulation of transcription by RNA polymerase II
Cellular component (GO): PRC1 complex; heterochromatin
Source: RefSeq, a predicted model, not a curated record